Messenger RNA from Nicotiana tabacum (common tobacco), 1209 nucleotides. The record is from RefSeq and is a predicted model, not a curated record. NCBI's taxonomy places the organism in Eukaryota, Viridiplantae, Streptophyta, Magnoliopsida, Solanales, Solanaceae.
AGCUUUAUAUAUAUAUAUAUAAUAGUAAUAUUAUAAUAAUACCCAUUUCUCUUCAGUUAGUUGCUGCAUAUAAAUAAACCAAAAACUAAGAAAAACAAAUAAAAGGAAGGAAAAAAUAAAAGAAUUUACAGAGAACAGAAAAAACAUGGAAAUAGAAGUUGGAAUAAGAGAAAAGAAACUCUUUCAUGUCUUUCAUAAAGUUCCUUCAGGUGAUGGCCCUUAUGUUCAAGCCAAGUAUGCUCAGCUAGUAAUGAAGGAUCCAGAAGGAUCAAUAAUAUGGUUUUGGAAAGCUAUAAAGAGAGGAGACAGAGUAGAUAGUGCACUAAAAGACAUGGCUGUGGUUAUGAAGCAAUUGGAUAGAAGUGAAGAAGCCAUUGAAGCUAUCAAAUCUUUUAGAUGGCUUUGCUCAAAACAAGCUCAAGAGUCCCUUGAUAAUGUCCUUCUCGACCUCUUCAAGAAAUGUGGAAAAGUAGACGAGCAAAUAGCACUGUUAAAGCAAAAGCUGAGACAAAUAUAUGAAGGGAAACUCUUCAAUGGUAGGCCUACUAAAACUGCUCGAUCUCAUGGAAAGAAGUUUCAAGUUACUAUUAGCCAAGAAACUGCAAGAGUUCUGGGUAAUUUGGGCUGGGCCUAUAUGCAAAAAGGAAAUUAUAUGGCAGCAGAAGUGGUGUUCAAGAAAGCCCAAAUGAUUUAUCCAGAGAGCAACAAGGCCUGCAAUCUGGCCCAUUGUUUGAUUAAGCAAGCCCGAUAUGAUGAAGCCCGUUAUAUUCUUGAAGAUGUUUGGAGUGAUAAAUAUUUGGGCUCUGAUGAUACAAGAACUAAAAAUCGAGUAGAGGAAUUAUUGUUAGAAUUGGACUCAAAGCAACCACCACACUUUUUGCAAAAUAUUCCGGGCCUUAAUUUAGAUGAUGAUUUUGUAAAUGGGCUUGAAGGUUUGAUUAAUGAAUGGGACCGGCCCAAAUCAAGAAGGCUACCAAUAUUUGAGGAAAUCUCUACAUUUAGAGAUCAAUUGGCAUGUUGAUUGAUUUCUAUCUUUUCUAUCUUGGACAUGAGGAUCAUUGUAAAUAUUUGUAGUCUGGUCGGGUUUAUGAUUUAGGGUUCAGGAUUUAGGUGUUAUUUAUUUAUAUUAGAUGUAUAAAAUAAGAUGCAUGUUAGAAUUAGAUCUUGGUACAGAGUUUGGGAAAUGAAUAUAUUUAGCUUGUGUUAGAA